AUGUGUGCCGGCAAAUUUGGCACAAAGACAUGUGGUGCAGGUCUUAGGUCUUCACCCCCAUGCCUCAUUGGGAAGCUGAAAGGGGUUGACUCUGACUCCAAGUUGUCCCCAAUAGCUCAUGGGAGAGUUUUCGCUGCUUUCUUUCACUGGGAGUGCCACUCCGUGCGCUUUGAACCAUCUCUCGUCCUGAAGUUGAACUUGCGCUGCAUCCACACCACCGCUGAUAACCUGCCGGACAUCUGCAAGCUGAUGACUCCGGCGGCGCUUUGUUUUCGGAGUCACGUCAGUGGUUGCUACUCUCGGCCUUGUUACCCGUACAAAGCUAAUGGGCUAAAGAAUACAGUAUUGUUGUUGUCUAUUCAUGUGUGUUUGAGGGUAUAAUUAUCUUACCUGCCCUGCUGUAGGAAGUGUCAAUACAGUGGAAGAGGAAGAACCUGCUUCGGUGUUCAGUAUGCGCUUCACUACUGAGGUGGCUAGCCUUUUCUCUGUGUGUGUUGGUGGUGUGUCAGUAGACUGAGUUAGGAGCUGUCCAACUGUCAGUUUGGAUGGAGAUGGGUAAGACACUACCUUACACCCAGUAUCCAGGUGCUCCUUUAUGUUAUGGAGCUGGGUGGUCGUGUUGCAUACACUGCAAUAAUUUGUGUGACCAACGAUGAAGCUGAUUUUGGGCCUGUGUCAUGUUGUUCUUCACAACAGGCGUAGGUGCCGUCCUCUGAGUUCAUGAUGCAGGUGUAACAAAACAACCUGUCACAGGGAGUUGUGACAGGCCUGUCUGCGACACACAUGCACUUUUUGCACAGGAGAUCAGUGAGUGCUAUGUUCUGAGCUGGUGGUAAAAAUCUGGAUGGGGAGAGUGGCAUGCAGUCUCCCCAACUUCGAUGUCCAGUCUCAUGGAGCUGUUGAGCCAAUGUCCCUUUCCUUGGUCUCCCCCUUUUCUUAGUUGCUUUAGGAAGACGUCCUCUGGACUCAAAGCCACUAAAGUGACUACACAUUGAACAGUCUGGCUCAGUGUGUGGAGUCCACUGAAAGACAGAGAGUGAACGCUGAACGUGUGGAUUUUCACUGUACUGCCUCAUUUUUGUAUGGCACGUGUUACAAAUGUACUCUGGAUGUACACCCUUCUUGUCUUCUCUGAUGUUAACUCUGUAUGCAGUGUUUCUUUUCCUCUACAUUCAUAGGAACAGCUCCUUCUCCCCUUAGACUUCUGUGUAAAGUUCCCACAUAUGCGGCAGCACCGCUUCAACUGAUGUUGAUG
Molecule: messenger RNA, 1255 nt
Organism: Geodia barretti
Lineage: Eukaryota; Metazoa; Porifera; Demospongiae; Tetractinellida; Geodiidae
Source: the annotation of a GenBank genome assembly